Messenger RNA from Aegilops tauschii subsp. strangulata, 1616 nucleotides. Its product is annotated as exocyst complex component EXO70B2. The record is from RefSeq and is a predicted model, not a curated record. Lineage: Eukaryota; Viridiplantae; Streptophyta; Magnoliopsida; Poales; Poaceae. Gene Ontology annotation, molecular function: phosphatidylinositol-4,5-bisphosphate binding. Gene Ontology annotation, cellular component: exocyst. Gene Ontology annotation, biological process: exocytosis.
UAGCCAAUCAAGCGAAAGCGCAACCCCGCGUGCACGUCUUCUUCCUCAUCCCCGGCACAACCCGUUCCUGCACGCACGCGCUCGUUGCCCUCACGCCAGCCAUAGGUCGCUAGUGGUUUCUUUCUUCUCCAUUGACUGAUCGACCCCUGCAUGCGCGCGGGAAGCCGCCAUGCACGCGCGCCUCUGGGUCGCCGACGACUUCCGGCUCGGCUCCAGCAGCGGAGGCAGCAGCCCGGCCGCCUCCCCCUCCGGCCCCUCCGACAGCGACGGCGGAUCCACCAGCACCGACGAGCACUGCCCCGACGUCCCACGCGAGUCCCGGCGCCACUUCUCGCGUUUCCGCCCGACCUCUCCGUCCUCCUCCAGCCCACUGUGCGGCGACGACUACAAGCACCUGCAGCGCAUGGCCCUCCUCCUCCCCGCCUUCUCCUCCACCGCCGCGGCACGCGCGGGCGCUCUGCGUCAAUGGAUCGCCGGCUUCGACGUUGGCUGGGUGCUGGACAUGGGCCCCGGGAGCGGGACUGACCACGGCCUCCCGCGGCGGGAGGUCGGGGGGAGGAUCAGGGCGUGGGCGCAGGCGCUGGGCGCCAUGGACCGCGUCUUCCGAGGCCGGCACAACCUGGAGGUCCGCAGCCCGGCCAGCGACGCCGCGGCGGCGGAGCUAGCGGGCGAAAGCGUCGGCGUGAUGCUGAGGCUGACCGGCACCGGGACGCGUCCAGCAGGCCGGCAGCGUCGGCGUGAUGCUGCGCUGGCCGGCCUGCUGGACGCGUCCCGGCGCUGCGUGCGCGACCUCAGGGGCUUCAUACGCGCACCGCAGUACCCGUGGCGGAUGCCGCAGGGCGGCGAGGAGCACCCGAGCGUCGGGUUCUGGAUGGGCUACCUGCGCUGCAUGCUGCGCAACCGCGUGCCCCUCUAUUUCGUCCUCGCCGGCGGCGACCAGGACGAGGCCAGCCUGGUCACGGAGCUGAUCUCGUGCCUGGAGGCGGCGCUCGAGGACAAGUCCGCCGCGCUCGCCUUCCCGGGGCUGAGGCAGGUGUUCAUGCUCAACAACACGAGCGCCAUCGUGCGCUGCGCCGUGCGCUCCGACGCCAUCGGCAUGCUCCUGCCGCCUGGCUGGGCCGGCGCCCGCGAGGAGCGCAUGGAGGGCUACAUCAGAGAUUACCUGCGAGUCUCCUGGGCGCCCGUGGUGUCGCGCCUUGGCGGGAAGCCUGGAGCCAUGAACGCUCUGCGGCGACGGCACCCGCUGAGCGCGUUCCACUCGGCGUUCCAGAACGCGUGCAGCAUGCAGACAGGCUGGAAGGUGCCCAGCCCCGUGCUCAGGGGUGACCUCCGGAUGGCCGUGUCCGAGACCGUCGUGCCGGCGUACCGCCGGUAUCUGGACAGCCACCCGGAGGUUAACGUGCCCGCCGGCCGCGGCGCGGAGGAGCUCCGCCGUCACCUGUCGGAGCUGUUCGAAGGAUAGAAGAUGAAAACUUUUGGGAGCAAAGCAACUGCAUCCUCGUUUCCGGUUUUUGUCUGUCUCAUUGAUUCCUUUUGUUUUUUCAGAUAUUUUCAUUCAAACAAGAAAUUAAAUUGAACAGAAUUGUGAACAAUAACAAGCAAACAAUGUCCAUCAA